Molecule: messenger RNA, 787 nt
Organism: Salmo salar (Atlantic salmon)
Lineage: Eukaryota; Metazoa; Chordata; Actinopteri; Salmoniformes; Salmonidae
Product: enhancer of rudimentary homolog
Source: RefSeq, a predicted model, not a curated record
UGGUAACUAAUGACGAGACGCUGAUAUCGAGUAGAACAAGAUCCAUUACUCGACGCGGUGAAGGAAUUAUCCAAAACAUGUCUCACACGAUCCUGUUGGUCCAGCCCACCAAGAGGCCAGAGGGACGGACGUAUGCUGAUUAUGAAUCAGUCAACGAGUGCAUGGAAGGUGUGUGUAAGAUGUACGAGGAACACCUAAAGAGAAUGAAUCCAAACAGUCCAUCCAUCACCUAUGACAUCAGUCAACUGUUUGACUUCAUUGAUGACCUGGCUGACCUCAGCUGCUUGGUGUACCGUGCGGACACACAGACGUACCAGCCGUACAACAAGGACUGGAUCAAGGAGAAGAUUUACGUGCUGCUGCGACGCCAGGCCCAACAGGCUGGAAAAUGAGACUACAGUCCUUUAGUUCCAGGCUGCACUGCACUGCAGACUGUCAGCUAACCACAUCAUACAAUACAGCAAUCUGAUGACAACUGCGUAGUCAAUGACAUUGGUUGAUGCAGUGCAACGUCUGCAAUGUAGUCUGCCUGGAACGCGACCAAUCUAUGACGGAAGAGGUCAGGGUGGGUGGGGGUGGGGCGUUUGAUAGGAACAGAGAAGGGUUGAAUUAUGUUAUUAUGAGUCCUGAAUAUUAUGCUAUCUUAUAAGUUGUCUCAGUGAGAACUUUUCUAUUAGGAUGGGGUGAAGUGUUUUUUUUUUAUUUUAUUUUGAAAUGUUUGUAUUUAAAAUUGUUUCUCCUUUAUGAAGAUGUCUUUACUUAAAUAAAUAAAAAAUUCAAAAAGCAA